This is a messenger RNA of Triticum aestivum (bread wheat), 1145 nucleotides long. RefSeq names its product probable E3 ubiquitin-protein ligase RHY1A. Gene Ontology annotation, biological process: ubiquitin-dependent protein catabolic process. The coding region runs from base 182 to 976 and encodes 264 amino acids. The transcript is spliced from 3 exons. Gene Ontology annotation, cellular component: nucleus. The record is from RefSeq and is a predicted model, not a curated record. Gene Ontology annotation, molecular function: ubiquitin protein ligase activity. NCBI's taxonomy places the organism in Eukaryota, Viridiplantae, Streptophyta, Magnoliopsida, Poales, Poaceae.
AUCCGAAGCUCAGAAGCAUACAACCCCAACUUGGGCGGUAGUCGGUAGACGACGCGGAAGGAGCGGAGGCGACCAGGCGACGGUGGCGACACAGCGGCACACACGUCGGCUGGCGGCCGCAGAACAAAAAAAGGAGCACGCUAAGAUGCGGUAGUAGUAAGCGAGGCUCUCUUGUGUCUGCAUGCCGAUAACCGCUAAGCUCUUCUACUACCAGCGCCGCCGCCCGCCGCCGCCACCGAUUCCGGAGACCGCCGAGCCCCGCUGCAUCGACUCCUCCGCCGCCCGCCGCCGGGUUCACCCCAUUCGCUCCGCGCACCACAGGCCGGGCUAUGAUGUUUUUGGAGGAAGCCCGAGAGAGCGAGGGGCGUCUAGCGGAAGCAUAACCGAACCAACAAGGAACGUGCUCUUCAGCACAAGACAAAGCAGCAACACAUCAAAUGACCGACUUCCUGAUGCGGUUCAACAGGCCAAGGAGAGGCUUCAUCAAAGGCUCCGAAGUGUCGACCUGUUUCCAGGGAGAAGGCUAACAGCACCAGCUGUAGGAACCAUUUGGGCUGGACCUGAUCUUCCUUCUGAAUGUGAUACCUGCUCAUCAGAGGACGGCGGAUUGGUUAACCGGACUAUUCGCUUCAACUCCAACGCCUCCCUGUCAGGCCACAAAGAUAAACAGGUCACAGCAGAGACGUUUAGCAACGCGGCGGUGGUAGCGCCACAUGAUCUGAGGCCUGUCUCCAAACUAGGACAAGAAGCUCUCCAAGGAACAAUCGACAGUGACGACGACGUGGAGUCCUCAGUGGACUGUUCGAUAUGCCUUGAAGGAUGCCAUGGUGCAUCAGGCGGGCUGAUCCAGCUGCGCUGCAAGCACAUCUUCCAUUCGGCCUGCCUGGAGCAGUGGCUGCAGUCCCGCGCCGAUUGUCCGUACUGCAGGGCCGGCGUCGUCCUAUCCUACCACGGAAGGAGUGGCCUGGAGUAUUAGCAGGGCGUUGCGGCUUUUGUAAAAGAAGGAACACUCGAGUUGCUACUUGCUGUGUGCUUUUUGACAUGUUUGCUUCAGGAUCAAGUUUUGCUGCAGAAGGCUUGAAACAGAGGUGCAUGUCUGUAACUCGAUUCUGCAGCCCUCUGUGCACUUAGUUUUGCUCUUUUUA